AUGGCUCAGCUUGUUCAACCGAUUGCGAACGGUGCGUUUGUUUUGAGUAUUGACACUGAUUUUGAUGGAUGUAUGAAGCUGAUUAAGGAGAUUACUUCGGAGUUACCGAUUUAUUUACCGAAUUCGUUGAAUAGUUUGAGGUUAGAAGGGCAAAAGACUGCGGCGAUUGAGAUUCUUCAGCAGUUUAAUUGGGAAGUACCUGAUUGGGUGAUUGUUCCUGGAGGCAAUCUUGGUAACAUUUACGCAUUUUACAAGGGUUUUAAAAUGUGUCAUGAGCUUGGACUUGUCGAUAGGAUGCCGAGGCUGAUUUGCGCACAAGCGGCUAACGCGAAUCCGCUUUACUUGCAUUCAGACCCGGGCCCUGAGGCAAAUGCCUUUUUGCUUGGCUUACAGGCACGACCUUGCUUGCAUUACAAGUCAGGUUGGAAAGAUUUCAAGCCGGUUAAAGCGAAUACAACUUUCGCCUCUGCGAUUCAGAUUGGUGAUCCGGUUUCGAUAGAUAGGGCGGUGUACACUCUUAGAAACUGCGACGGUAUUGUUGAAGAAGCUACGGAAGAGGAGCUUAUGGACGUGAUGGCUCAGGCGGAUUCGACCGGAAUGUUUGUUUGUCCACACACUGGUGUUGCCCUAACGGCUCUGUUUAAAUUGAGGAACCAAGGGGUGAUUACUGAUCGGACCGUGGUGGUGAGUACUGCUCACAGGUUGAAAUUCAGUCAGUCUAAGAUCGAUUACCACUCGAAAGCCAUACCCGAUAUGGCUUGUCGGUUCUCAAACCCGUUGAAGUGA
Arabis nemorensis is the source of this 786-nucleotide messenger RNA. The record is from the annotation of a GenBank genome assembly. Lineage: Eukaryota; Viridiplantae; Streptophyta; Magnoliopsida; Brassicales; Brassicaceae.